AUGAGAACAAACUAAGGCUCAAGUAAUGAUUUAUUGAAUCGUUAAAAUCAAGCAAUAAGAGAUAUUGAUCCUCUAAUACCUAAUUCUCCUAAUGCUGGUAUGAGUAUUUAACCUGGUUUUGUAUCAAGAGAAAAAUAUAACAAAUUAAAGGAUCUAAAUUCAAAAUUAAAAGUAAGAACACUCUCUGAAAAGCAUAGGCAGCUUUGAGAGAUUACAUGUAAGAAAGCAAAGAUUAAGAGAAAAUAUUACAGUUGAAAGAUGAAAUGAUAUAAAAAUAUGAGAGAGAAAGAUCAGAUUGGUAAACUAAAGGAAAUGAAGAUUUGAAAACAUAAUUAAAUGAAAUCAAAAUUAAGGUUCAAAAUAAGAAAAUUAAAAUCAAAUCGUUAAAAGAUUAAUCAAAACUUUUUGAUAAAAAAUUAGAUGAAUAAAAAGCAUCAUUUCAAAUUGAAUUAGAUAGAGUUAAAUAACUCUCUGAUGCUUUAACAAAUGAAAUGUAUUCAAUCUUACAUUAUAAAAAUAGUAAAGAUCAUGAAAAAAGAUAUUAAAUAUUGAAAGAUGAAAAUGCUAUUAUAAAAUAAGCUAUUGUUGCUAAAGAAGAACAAACUAGAUAUUUUGAAAUGGGAACUUAAGAUGAUAAAUAAACCAUUUUACUUUUAGAAUCAAAAAUUAAAGAAUUAUUUGAACAAAAAAAAAUUAUGUAAUUAACAAUUGAUAAUUUAACUUCUAAAAAUGAAGACUUAGAAAAAAUUAUUAAAAUUAAUGAAGCACGUUAUUAAUAAGAUUUUAAUAAAUUAUAAUCUGAUAAAAUAUCAUAACAACAAGAAUUAAAUUAGUAACUUAAUAAAAAAAAAGAGAAGAUUAAAAAUAUGAUUAAUCAAAUUUAAGAAUUAGAAAAUUUGAUUAGUUAAUAAUAGAAACAAGAAUUCACGUUAAAUAAUGCAAUUUUAGAUAAAUAAUAAGAAAAUUUAAAAUUAUAAGCUCAUUUAGAUGAAUAAAGAAAUAAAACUGAUUCAGCAUUAAAGGAAGCAAAUUAUUAAAUUUAGGAAGUAAAGGAAUUGAAGUCUAAAUUAGAAUCACAAAAAUCUUUAGUUUAAACAUAUGAAGAUAAAUUGGCUUAAUAUGAUAGAUAGUAUUAAAUAGAUCAAGAUGAAAAAGCAUAAAUUUUACAAGAUAUUGAUUAAUUAAAUUAAGAUAAUAGAAGAUUAUAAUAAUUGCUUUAUGAAUCAGAUAAUGAUAUAACUUAUUUAAAUAAAUAGCAUUUAGAAGUAAUAUUAUUUAUAUUUUGAAAUAGAAACAAUAGUAAAUAGAAUAGAGAGUAGAAUAAUUGCAAAAUUAAUUGAAUUAUACAUAGGAUGAAUUAGAUGAAUCAAAUAGAUUUAUAUAAGAAUUGAAAAAGUAAUAGUAAAUAAAUGAGGAAUAGAUAGAUAUCUAUAAAAAUAAAUAUUUGAAAUCAAAAUAAAAUUAGAAGACAUUAUAGAAUGAAUAAAGAUAUGUAAAUAUUAAAAAAUAAUAAAAGUUAGAGGAAAAGUUGAAAUUAAUAGAGAAUGAAAGGAUUCAUGAGGAGAUGGAAGCAUUAAAGACAAAAGAUCAGAUUAUGCACUAAAGAUAGGUAUAAUAGAGUAAAAUAAGAAUGCUUGAUGAUAUUUAGAAUAUGAUAAAACAACAUAAGAAGACAAAUAGCUGA
Paramecium sonneborni is the source of this 1684-nucleotide messenger RNA. Lineage: Eukaryota; Ciliophora; Oligohymenophorea; Peniculida; Parameciidae. The record is from the annotation of a GenBank genome assembly.